Messenger RNA from Heterotrigona itama, 1669 nucleotides. NCBI's taxonomy places the organism in Eukaryota, Metazoa, Arthropoda, Insecta, Hymenoptera, Apidae. The record is from the annotation of a GenBank genome assembly.
AUGAAGAAUCAUCGCCGAAAAGCGUGCUAUUGGAGCCAUAGAUAUAAACGUCAGUUUCGCGGACGUGAACGAUGCAUUAUUUUUAGUGCGUUCAAGUACGGCGAACAAAAUCGGAGGCGACACCCCUGCGUAUGUCUGCCCUCGGAGUCCUCGAAAGUCCCCUCGAGCACGAUAAAUGAUUUAUCUCCGUGUCCCUCGCCGUUGAUCCCCGUCGUUGGUGUUCGUGCCACGCGGGGGAACGGACACGCGUCCAGCGGUGCUCAGAAAGCCACUUUCGCGACACCCACGUGCCGGGAUAAACACGUGGAUACGAUAUGGUUUGAGCACUGUCUAUCGGAGAAUCAGCGGAGUCAGUCAGUGGUGGCCGGACGUGCGCCCAUGAGACGAUUCGUUCAACAAUCACUUCCUUUUUCCACGUCGACGCGCUUUGUGAGUGCAUCUCGCUAUCCGGUCGUGGUGAAACUCGGACACGCCCACGGUGGAGUGGGAAAAGCUCGUGCUGAGACGAAUCAAGAGUUUCUAGAUCUCGCCUCUUUGGCCGCUCUGGCUAACACUUAUUGCACGGCGGAGCCGUACGUCGACACCAAGUACGACGUUCACGUGCAGAAAAUAGGCAAUAACUACAAGGCGUUCAUGCGGAAGAGCAUAAGCGGAAACUGGAAGUCUAACACCGGUUCGGCGAUGUUGGAGCAAUUAGCUGUGAGUGAAAGACAUCGCACCUGGGUCGAUCACGUGACCCAAUUGUUCGGUGGAUUGGAUAUCUGCGCGAUCGAGCUGCUGGUCGGGAAGGAUGGCCGGGAAUACAUAAUCGAGGUGAACGACAGCGCGUUGUCGUUGAUGGGAGACUCGCAGGAGGAGGAUCGCCGUCACAUUGCAGACCUCGUCACCGCGAAGAUGCAGAUAUAUUGUCGACAUCCGGGCGUGUUGACGAAAACAACAUCCAGAGGAUCGAUGUCCGGCUCGAGUCACGCAAUGAGUCCGCUUGAAGAUCGUGGUGUGCCAGCAGCCGCUCCGCUGGGAUCUCAUGGAAGCAUGGGAUCCAUGGCUAGCAUAGGAAGUUUAGGGUCCGUGGGCUCAGCGACAGCAAUGGCGGGCGACGUAACUAGCUCUGACAGCCAUCAUCAGUUGCAACGACGCGAUUCACAAGCAUCGCAAUCAAGUACAGUGAGCAGCGCUCCAUCGGUUGGUCGACGUCAAGAAGAAACUAUAACGUCGAGAAUACCUUUCCACAGACAAGGUAGCCAGUCCCAUAGCGAAGACACCGAAGACACCAUGAAGAAUCUUCGGAAAACGUUUGCAGGGAUCUUUGGAGACAUGUAAAUUUCUCGAACGAACGUUGUGUGUACUGGAGCAAAGGAGAGAUCGUCUUAGAAUUGUUGUCAAAUUUCUGAGUUACUAAGAAAACUAUACUCGAGACGAAGAUGGAUUAGUUGGAACAUUUUUCGUGAAAGAUCGUAUUUUUCUUCGUAUAGUUUCCUUGUCAUUAGUAACGUAUGUAAAUAAUUUUGCAAACGGUGGGAUUUCUUCGAAACGCUCGGGCGACGUAUUAUUUAGAUUAAUUUGUCAAUUGAAUGAGAAUAGAUUGAAAAGGAAGCUGAACGUCGAUAUAUUUGCAGAUCAUCAAGCUCAUCUAAACGACGCUCGCGUCCUACACUGGGACGUCAUAUAA